Microdochium trichocladiopsis is the source of this 2136-nucleotide messenger RNA. RefSeq names its product fungal-specific transcription factor domain-containing protein. Gene Ontology annotation, molecular function: zinc ion binding; DNA binding. The transcript has 4 exons. Gene Ontology annotation, cellular component: nucleus. Gene Ontology annotation, biological process: DNA-templated transcription. The record is from RefSeq and is a predicted model, not a curated record. Bases 1 to 2136 code for a protein of 711 amino acids. NCBI's taxonomy places the organism in Eukaryota, Fungi, Ascomycota, Sordariomycetes, Xylariales, Microdochiaceae.
AUGUCUCGGGGCACGCCCUCCAUACCGCGGACGGCUCCUAUAGCCAUCGCACCCAAGCCACUCGAGCCCGCCAUGAGCAGCCAGCAGAGCAGCCUGGGUAACGACAACGGCCCUGUCAGCAACAUGAACGGCCAUGAUUCUGCCGACUCGGACUCGAGCCCACAGCCGCGGAAAAGGAAGCUUGGGCGUGAUCCUACAGUGGAAGAGGCCAGUUGGAAGAGAGGGUCGCCGAGAUGGUCCGAGUAUAGAAGGCAGCGAGAGAUCCACUCGAGUCACUCCAACACAACCGCCAGCAACUCCCUGAUCGAAGAGAUGGCCAACUUUGGAGGCCCCGCGCUUCUCAAGAGGACCCUCGGGCUUCAAAACGACCGAUACAGCCAAUACAUCGGGCCAACCACCGACUUCGAGCCAUCGCUCAUCAACCUGUCGCCGUUCAACCCCGAAGAUGAGAGCUUAUUAGCGCGCGGGAUGCUGCGGAAGGUCAGCGAGCACGACACGUUUUUAAUGCUCCCAGACCACAACACACCCGGCUACGACCACUGCAUCCAGGAUGUCGACGAGGUCGUCCACCCAUCGUUUCCCAUAAUCCAGAAGUCGGUCUUCCUCGAAAAGUACGAACGCGAUUACCGCGAGUUCGCUCCUCCGAUCCUUGCGGUAGUCUACCUUUUGGCGAUGAACUGGUGGGAGCACUCUGAGGAACUCUCCCAGUGCGAGCGCCCAAACGUCACAGAACUCGAACGAGUGAUGCGGUCAUCCCUCGCUGAUGCCAUGUGGCGGCCCAAGCUGUCCACAAUUCAAGCAGGUCUGCUGCUGUCACAGAAGCCUGAAGGAGAUCAGUGGGCGCCGACAGCACAGCUUGUCGCCAUCGCCCAGGAGCUUGGGCUUCAUCUCGACUGCACGCACUGGAAGAUACCACCCUGGGAGAAGGGGCUGCGUAAGAGGCUGGCCUGGGCUCUUUACAUGCAGGAUAAAUGGGGUGCCCUGGUUCAUGGGAGACCGUCGCACAUCGACACUGCAAACUGGAUCGUACAGCCACUUUCACCAAACGAUUUCCCUGAGGACGACUACGACGAUGGUGAUGUCGAGGAGAAGCAGGAGAGCGAACAAGGCCGCACUCUCUUCGUGCAAAUGGUAUAUCUCACCCAGAUCCUGGCUGAGAUUCUCGACACCUUCUACACUCUGCGAGCCAUGCAGACCGUCACGAAUGCUGGUCCUCAAGGCACCAGCUUUGUUCUUUCUUUGGCCAAACCUAUCCAGUUGAAGCUCAAGGACUGGUAUGGAGCGCUUCCAACCAGUAUUCGCAUGGACUCAUCCUUCCAGACAGUCAGCUCGACCUCGACGCGGCUCACCAGCAUUGGCUCACUGCAUCUGGCCUACUUCGCUACCGAGAUCACCCUUCACCGCCGCAUCAUCAGGUCGCUAGCAGCUGAUUCGCAGGCGAUCGACGCGUAUGUCCAGCACAUCUGCCGCAGUGCUGCCAAAGCACGGUUGAUCUCAGCCAUGGACUUUGUCAACAGGCUUACGCCUCUGCAUUUGCAAGCGUUUUGGUUCUUCGCCUCCAAGACCAGUUUUGCACUGAUUGGCACGUUUGGAUCACUGCUGUGGGCCACAUCUCCAGGCCGCGAAGAAGCAGACUGGUACCGCAGGCGCCUUGGCGAGUAUCGCUGGACCUUGAGUGUAAGCAGCAAGCCUGGCGGCAGUGCAAAGCUUACCGAGUUCGCCAUGGGCAUGCUGGACAUCUCGACAGGGCUUCUGAAGCAGCUCCCGGAGAAACCCGAGCUCAGCAGGAACAGCAGCGCGGUCGACAUGGAUCUGGUGGGUGCUCGGCGGCAGAUACUCGCCUCGUGCAGCAGCAGCAAGCAGCCACACGCCGGUGUCGCAGCGCGCGGCGGACGAAUCAAGGGAGGCCACUCGGGCGCUGCCAGCUCACACCUCCCUCCAGCCCUCAGCUGCGUGGCCUCGCGUCUCACACCGGUCCCCCGAUACAGGCCACAACCCCCUGGCCGCCACGAGACCUCUCCAACCCGCCCUGCGCGUACCCGCGACCUGGGCUGCCGUGGGCGACAGCGUGUGCACAGCGCGGCCCGAGGUACUCGGUACUGGACUGCCUGUGCAGUGACCUGGCCUGGCGUGUGA